Molecule: messenger RNA, 1325 nt
Organism: Phyllopteryx taeniolatus (common seadragon)
Lineage: Eukaryota; Metazoa; Chordata; Actinopteri; Syngnathiformes; Syngnathidae
Product: mitochondrial glutamate carrier 1-like
Exons: 9
Coding region: 126-1142 (338 amino acids)
Biological process (GO): aspartate transmembrane transport; L-glutamate transmembrane transport; malate-aspartate shuttle
Molecular function (GO): L-glutamate transmembrane transporter activity; L-aspartate transmembrane transporter activity
Source: RefSeq, a predicted model, not a curated record
UGAUCCCCGGAGGCGUCGGGUCGGACUUGUCUAUAUAUACAACGCUGAGCUUGGCCUUGCUCUUGCUCGGCGCCUCUCCGGGGACUCUCGGCUGCUCUUCUGCCAUCAUUGAGCCGACCCCAAACAUGGCCCACCGGCAACAGAUCUGCCUACCAGCCAAACUGAUUAAUGGAGGGAUCGCAGGCAUGGUUGGAGUCACGUGUGUGUUCCCAGUCGACCUGGCCAAGACACGCCUGCAAAACCAACGAAGUGGCGCGCAACUGUACAAGAAUAUGAUGGACUGUCUGAUAAAGACGGUAAAAUCUGAGGGUUACUUUGGCAUGUAUCGAGGCGCAGCUGUCAAUCUCACCCUAGUGACGCCUGAGAAGGCCAUUAAACUCGCUGCCAACGACUUCUUUCGCCACCUGCUAAGCAAAGAUGGUGGUAAGCUGACCGUGUUCAAGGAGAUGUUGGCGGGAUGCUGCGCGGGAAUGUGCCAGGUCGUCGUCACCACGCCCAUGGAGAUGCUCAAGAUCCAGCUCCAGGAUGCUGGCAGGCUCGCGGCCCAGCAGAGGGUGAAGGCGAGUGUGGUAACGGGUCUAAAGAUGGGCGGAACCAGUGCCGUCCUGAGUCGUUCCUACAAUGCUCGCCCCGCGCCUCAUCUUAGGACGGUAUCGGCCACGCACAUCGCCAGAGACCUGCUGAAGACCAAAGGUGUCACGGGGUUGUACAGAGGACUUGGAGCCACGUUAAUGCGGGACAUUCCCUUCUCAGUUAUCUACUUCCCUCUUUUUGCGCACCUGCACCAGCUUGGUCAGCAUUCAUCAGAAAACCCAACAGCGCCCUUUUAUUGGUCCUUUGUGUCCGGAUGCUUGGCUGGAUCCAUCGCAGCGCUGGCUGUCAGCCCUUGUGACGUGGUCAAAACAAGACUACAAUCCCUAAAAAAGGGAACAAACGAGGAAACAUACAAUGGAGUGGUGGAUUGUGUCGGAAAAAUCAUGAGAAAAGAGGGUCCUGCGGCUUUCCUAAAGGGGGCCAGUUGCCGGGCGCUUGUCAUCGCGCCUCUCUUUGGCAUCGCCCAGGUUGUGUACUUUGUAGGAGUUGGAGAGACGCUGCUUGGUUACACACCGUAUAGCGUUUAUUCUGCACAGACACACACAUAGUGAUGGAAAAUUAGGAAUUUUACCACUGUAAAUAUUUUUCCUAGAUAUAUUUGCUACUUUCUCGAAAUUGAGAAAAAUUUAGCAAACUACAAAAUAACUAAAAUUAAGAGACUGUUACAGUUUCAAAAAUCUAAAAAAAAAAAAUAUUCCAUCAUAGAAUAACCUUGUUGUUUUUAUCAUGUU